AUGAAGUCUCCUCUCUACAUCUUGACUUUCCUGCUCCCCCUGGCGACUGAGCUGGUUUCAGCUUCUCCGACCGCGGAGCCUGAUUUCGAUGCUCUUGAGAUGAGGGCCGGAGGUGGAGGCGGUAGUGGUGGUGGUAGUGGUGGUGGAGGAAGUGGUGGAGGAAGUGGUGGAGGUGGUGGAGGUAGUGGUGGUGGUGGUGGUGGUGGUGGAAGUGGUGGAGGUAAAAAUCCCUGUCGUAUUGAUCACAAUUACUGGUACUGGAGGUACCCGUGUGACCAGAGCGACAGAACUACCGAGGCACAUUCGGGUGACAAGUUCUCUGCAUCCUGCUGGUACAAAAAUUGGUAUAAGACCGACAAGGGAUGGGCCCAUAACUUCGACAAGCCUUCGAAAUGCCGUAUGUUUCUCUUAUGCCGCUCACUAAAGCCUUUUCUAACUUAUGCCAAAGACGGAGACUGGGAGAAGAGACGCUGCUAG
Molecule: messenger RNA, 477 nt
Organism: Penicillium canescens
Lineage: Eukaryota; Fungi; Ascomycota; Eurotiomycetes; Eurotiales; Aspergillaceae
Exons: 2
Coding region: 1-477 (158 amino acids)
Source: RefSeq, a predicted model, not a curated record